CUCUGUUCUUCAGGGUCUCACCCUAAACGCUGGGCUCAACAGAGUUCACCUCUCACUAUGGAUCAGAACGCUGCUCUUCUCACUCUCUUCUCCAUCAUGGGCUCACUGACAUCAACCAUGGCCUGCUUCUGUGAUCACUAUCCAUGGAGUCAGUGGUCUGUUUGCACCAAGACCUGUAACUACGGAACCCAAAGUCGCAGAAGGGCCAUUCGCUAUGAUGAACAUUAUCAUAAAAAUAAUUGUGCAAUGCUGUGUAACACGUAUGAAAGCAGGGCAUGUAACGUUGAGGCAUGCCCCAUUCACUGCCUACUGUCUGACUAUGGACCCUGGUCUGAGUGCUCCCCAUGUGCCAAAAAACAGUUCAGGACUAGAUCUGUCCUGAGGCCAGCUCAGUUUGGGGGGGAAGAUUGUCCUCAAACUCUGAUGGAGGACAGGCCUUGCCACCCUAAGAAGGAAUGCAGGAUUGAACCAGUCAACUGUGGGGACAUGUUCACAUGUGACAGUGGAAGAUGCAUCAAACGCAGCCUUGUGUGCAAUGCACAGAACGACUGUGGGGACAACUCUGAUGAACAGAACUGUGGGAAGCUCAGUAAAGCAUGUCAUACUGAUAGGGUCUAUGAGUUCCUCCCUGGAGCACAGCUGAUGGGAAAUGGAUUUGACGUAUUGGCGGAAGCAAUGAAGGGCACAGUUCUGGACAACUCCUUCAUGGGUCAAUACUGUAAUUUGACCCGGGGCAAAGUGAACAGAAAGUUCUACAGACUCCCAGCCAACAUCGAGAGCUAUGAUUUUAAAGUGGAAAACCUUGAGGACUUCAAACAGGAAAGCAUGCCAGUCAAAACUGACCCAAUUGAACUGGCGUCUGAGGUAUCAUAUACAGGAUCAGGAUCAAUGUCAAGCGGACGGGACAUCUUCAUCCCUAUAUUCUUCUAUCUUGGCCGAAGUCGAUGGUCAACAAAUUCAAAUUCCUUCAAGAGCACAGCAAAGGCAUCACAGCAAAAGGACUCGAAAUUUUUCAGGGUACAUCAAGUUGUGGCAACAUCCACCUUUAAGACAAAAGAUUCUGACCUCUACUUGUCCGACACUUUUCUCAAAUUCCUCAACAACUUACCUCUGGAGUACAACUAUGCCCUCUACAGGCAGAUUUUUCAAGAGUUUGGAACCCAUUAUUUUGCCUCUGGCACCUUGGGGGGUAUUUAUGACCUGAUCUACCAGUUUGAUAAAGAGGAGCUUAAAACCUCUGGUCUUACAAAUGAGGAAGUCAAGAACUGCAUCAAUAAGGAAUCCAGUAUCUUUGCAUUAGUGUACUGGUCAAGUUCAAAGGUCAACAGAUGUGGCACUAACACGAUGACUGAGAAGUAUGAAGGGUCCUUCCUAAAGUCAUCUGAAAAGUCGAUCUCUAAGGUGAGGGGUGGAAGGUCUCAAUUUGCAGCCGCGCUGGCCUGGGAGAAGAAAGGCGCAUCUCCAGACAGCACUGUAUACAAAGACUGGGUCAAAUCCACUCUAGACAACCCCACAGUUGUAGAAUAUGAGCUUUUGCCCAUAGUGAAUCUGGUUCGAGGGUUCCCCUGUGCCGUGACCAAGAGGAUGCACAUGGAGAGGGCGUUCACAGAGUACCUAGGGGCCUUUGACCCCUGCAAGUGUGCGCCCUGUCCAAACAAUGCCCGACCUGUGCUUUCAGGCACAGAGUGUAUGUGUGUGUGCCAAACUGGGACAUAUGGAUCCAACUGUGAGAAACGAGCCAAAGAUUACACCUCAGAGGUGGUGGACGGGCGCUGGAGCUGCUGGACGGCAUGGACUCCCUGUGAUUCUUCGAUGAAGACACAUCGCACACGUGCCUGCAACAACCCAGAGCCCAUAAACGGAGGGAAACCAUGUCAGGGACCAGACAAACAAGAGAAGGAAUGCUUCAUCUCCAUUUUCCAACAGCAGAACGUGUGUAUCAACGAUGACGAUUUUGAGAAAGAGAAAGAACUGGUAACCUUACCACCUGGAACACCUGGUUGUGUGAGACCCAAACCUCCAUCCAGCAGCCGCUUAAGGAUCAACAAAUUUCAGUACGCAGUGGGCGAACACGACGAAUUCCUGUGCUUCACUGGUUUUGAACUGGAAGGAUAUCAGCUGAUACACUGUAAGGAAGACGGCACAUGGGAAGAGCCCAAAGGGAAAUGCAUCAAGAGGGUCUGUUCAGGGCCAGCAAUUCCUACAGGCCUGAGCAUGUAUCCUGUGAAGGAUGAAUACAGGAUUGGAGACACCAUAAUGCUGAGCUGUGAUGCUAAAGGCAUGAGCCUGUCUGGACCACGGUACUACACGUGUAAAAAAAGCCUGAGCUGGGAGCCGCCGAUCGCUGAAGACUUGCACUGCCAGCCUGACGAACCCUUUGUGCCGGACAGCAGCUGUAAAAAAGGGGAGAGACGAGAUGGAUCCAAGUGCGUCUGUAUACCACAAGAAGAGUGCAGUUCAUACGCAGAGGAGUUUUGCAUUUUUGAUGCUGAAAAAGGCACCUCAAAAAUGAUGUCCUACUGUGCCUUUCAUGCUGGGCGUUGCCAUGGUGAUAAGCUCCACUUCAUGAACGAAGGCCCUUGCACAGGUGAUGAAGACGCUUUAGAAUGGGCCAAGUUCAGAGCAAAUUUAACGGACAGCAGUGCAGUCCAAGAACCCUGUGGUGAAGACACCUGUUACGAGUGGGAAAGUUGCUCAGGUUCUAAGACAUGUGAAUGCAAAUUUCCUCGAGACUGUGCCAAAGAUGGAGAACACAUGUACUGUCUGCAUAUGCUGAAAACCAAGAACAAACGGAGUAUGAAUUUGUGUUUCAUGGCCACUAUGAAGUGUAGAAAGAUGGAGUUUGAACUUCUUCAUGAGGGCCCAUGUGAGAGUUCCUGAUUGUGCAUAAUCUCAGUAACAUGUAAAGCAGUGUCUUUAAACAAAAGUAAUAACCAUCACAACUAUUCCAUUCUGAAAUAUCUUAACCUUUCCAAAUUUAUUGGAUUUGUGUGAUUUGCAAAUAUGUUUUGUGGUUAUAUCAACUGUAAAUUGUUUGUUUUGUAUGAAUAAAAUAUAGACCAUCUUUAUGUCUAAAAACUGAA
Molecule: messenger RNA, 3083 nt
Organism: Chanos chanos (milkfish)
Lineage: Eukaryota; Metazoa; Chordata; Actinopteri; Gonorynchiformes; Chanidae
Gene: c6.2
Product: complement component 6, duplicate 2
Exons: 17
Coding region: 58-2880 (940 amino acids)
Biological process (GO): complement activation
Cellular component (GO): membrane attack complex
Molecular function (GO): protein binding
Source: RefSeq, a predicted model, not a curated record